AUGCCGAAUUCUACUGCUCGUCCGGCUAGCAACCAAUCGUGGUUGCCAUGAGAAAACAACUUCCUUCACAGUAUCGUGGAAGACCGUCAGAGGAGAACGUAAAUUUUCCGCACGCUUCCAAAGUUUUAAGUUUUUUUUAAUGAGUGAUUAGUGGAUUCUUUUUUUCGGUCAAAAACUCCGACCAAAGUGCCUCGCCGAAAAGUUACCAAGUGUGGAUUCGUUCGUAGAAAAGUGAAUCUGUGCGUGAAAUUCAGUGCCUAGUGAGUUUGAGAAGAAAGUAUUUUUGUUAGAGGCUUUUACUUCGAUUUUGAACUAAAACGUUAGUCGGUAAAAUGGCGUCAUCCAGUUCGUCAAGUUUGAAUCCAUCGAACCAGCAGCAGCAAACUCGUCAGCGGAGUCCUUACACUAAGGUAAACGGCGUCGAGAUAGAUUUUGCACCGUUUGAAAAGCUGUACCGUUCUCUCGGGCAGGUUCGUCAGGAAUCGAAGCUUAACGUUGCGGCUCCACCGUUUGUGUAUUCGGCUCGUGGCUCCAGUUCGACUGGUGCCCUACGCAGUGGCGAAAGCAUGCCCGAAAUUGGUUACUUCGGUCCAACUCAACUUCCGGUGAACAAGCGUAUCUGGAGCAGCAUCUCAAGCUAUCCUCUGGAACAGAAGGCUGUCAUUCGCAGUACGACUCCAAGUCAACUGUUCCAGUACUACCAAAAUCAACAACAACAUCAACGCCCAUAUCCUGCAGUACCUCAUGCUGCCUACGAGCCAAUACCUCAGUUUGGUCCGUUGGUGCUGCCGAACGGGAUCAUUCAGCUGCGCCUACGGGAUGCCGUCGUAAUCGAAAUGACCGUAGAUCGUUCCAUCAAACUGAUGAACAAUCAGGAACGGGUCACGAUUGCACUGUCCAGUACGGGAACGUCAUCGGCGCUGAACCACCCAAAUGGAAUCGUGUUCCAAAAUGGCUCCCGCGUUGAUAUCGCGGCGUACGACGGACGGCGCAAAAACUGCUACAUCCGCUACGCGAAAAUGUGGCAGAAGGGCAUCAGCUUGACCAGCGAAGGGUGCGCCCUCAUCUAUCUGGUCGAUGCAGCGGGUACGCGAACCACCUCGGACAUGAUCAACAUCGAUUUGAAUGCCGACUACAUCAACCCGGUGUUCUACAACGGGACUCGUUUCGGAGCCCAAUUCUACCAGGAGGCUAAUCAGAUUGCUCAAAGUGCCAACUUUUGGCUGAAUGAUGACGGGACGGAGAUUUUUCAAGUGAAUGGAUUUCGCAUCCAGCAGACCGUGGAUGGUUUGGUGAAAGUUGCCCGGAUGAACAACCGGUGCAACGUCCGGACGAGUCCCACUAACGGAUCGGCUACCAUCACCACGCCGUAUAUUCAUUGCACUGCUUCGAUGGGACAAACUUCGCAUCUAUUCGUACGUCGCGAGGAGCGCCGUAUGCACUUUGACGGGACCUCGUUCGUCGUUCGCAACGCGGGCCAUUCUGCUGGAUUCGAUGAUUGGAAUCGUCUUCGGGUGUACUAACUGCAGGAUUUAAAGUUUCACUCGCGGCUUCGCAGCUAGUCCCGGGGAAAAGCACUAUCCCGUGACGAUCUCGACCCGUAUAUUUCAAAUUAUAAUGAAGAUAGCUGUAGUCGGAAGGUUGUAUAUGUAUUUCACUGACUAGCACGCGCUCCAUCCGAGCUAGCAUGUUGAUCUAUGUCGGUGUAUUUAUUUCAUUUUGCUCGUAUACUUCGCCUGGAAUGUGCACAAUCCAUCUUGCCUUCGUCCGAGACUGUCUCAGGUCGUUCUACCAUGAGGAUGAGGAGCCCGGUCGGGACUUCCCGGAUAUGAGCUCUUGUGUGCAUAUUGCUUGUAGCGGAAGAGAUGUAAAUUGUAUUAAAUUAAACCUAAAUUUGCAUAUGUCGUAAAUAAAAGGAAUAACAAGACACUGUUUGAGGUAUGUCCAUAGACAAUGUUUUGAGUAUGCAUUAAUGGUGUCUAUUGCCAACAUACUUACUGUCCUGACUAGAUAGCUGACGGCGAUGUCUCAUAGUGAAAAGCAUAUGUCGAAGUUGUUACUUAUCCCAGAACCAAGUUAUGAUUCAAUUAUUAUAAUAAUGAGAAUAAAAACAAUGCACAGUGGUCCAAAAUUUAGCAGGAAUUUUAACUUUUUGCUGAAACUAAAUAACUUAGCAUUACAAGAUGUUUAGGAAAGUUGUUGUGCUUUA
Molecule: messenger RNA, 2209 nt
Organism: Topomyia yanbarensis
Lineage: Eukaryota; Metazoa; Arthropoda; Insecta; Diptera; Culicidae
Gene: fest
Exons: 5
Coding region: 333-1523 (396 amino acids)
Source: RefSeq, a predicted model, not a curated record